AAAUAUUUUGGUAUAUCACAUGCAAUGCAAUACCAAUUUCGUAGCUAAAUUAAGCUAUUUGUUUACAAAUAUUUAGAUUUAAUUUAAGACCACACCAUUAUUUUAACUGAUGCAAUGUCGAAAACUACCGGUCGUGCAUUUGAAAACAAAAAACUAGUUGGAGAGCUUUUUACGCUUACAUAUGGAGCUCUGGUUUCACAAUUGAUUAAAGAUUAUGAAAAAGAUGAAGAAGUAAAUAAACAACUUGAUAAAAUGGGUUACAACAUAGGUGUCAGACUUGUGGAGGAUUUUAUGGCAAGAUCAAAUUUGGGAAAAUGUCAAGAUUUACGAGAAACUGCAGAUGUUAUUGCUAAGGUUGCAUUCAAAAUGUAUUUAAACAUAACUCCUGUUGUGACAAACUGGUCCUUAGCAAAUGAUGAGUUUUCACUUAUACUGGAAAACAAUCCACUGGCUGAAUUUGUGGAGCUACCAGAACGACAUAGUGAUUUAAACUAUGCUAAUGUACUGUGUGGUGCUAUUAGAGGGGCUCUUGAAAUGCUCCAAUUAGAGGUUGAAACUUGGUUUGUAAAAGAUGCUUUGAAAGGAGAUGCAACAACUGAAUUAAGAGUAAAAUUUAUCAAGAAAUUAACCGAUGCCUUGCCUGCUGGGGAAGACUGAAAAUUAAACUGUUUUGAAACUGUUUCAACUUUCAAUAUUAAGACAUACUAACCAAAAGGCCUAAAGUAUAUGCCCUAAAUGCACCAAGAACCAUAAUGGCCAACUCAGGCCUAAAGCAUAAGGCCCUUGUAUGCCUUUAAUUUACCAUCUUAAAUUAGAGAUUAAAGAAGAUAUACAUUUCAGUAAUUAUAUUUUACUGCUGAAAGAUUUAAAGGCUUAGUUGUUCUUGUUUUAGUUUUGAACAUAUUUUAGUUUUGUGCAAUAAAAAUGACAUAAUAUGAAA
Molecule: messenger RNA, 940 nt
Organism: Ciona intestinalis (vase tunicate)
Lineage: Eukaryota; Metazoa; Chordata; Ascidiacea; Phlebobranchia; Cionidae
Source: RefSeq, a predicted model, not a curated record